UUUAAGGGCGCCUGUCUCUUUAAGAGCGGAGCCUCUUGCUCUGCGGGAAUCGGUGUAGUUGAGGCUGGAACAGGAGCGAAAGGCGGGCUGCUGUCUGGCGCGAAACACCAACGGAGCAGCGAAAAGAGAAAGGAGAGGAAAAAGCCGCCAUCAUCAUCACCAGGUUUCCGGAGAUAAACUGAGGACAGGGAGGCGGAGCGCUUUAGGUUUGGCUUCCUCUCAGCAGCAGGAGCCUGGAGUGUGUUAGAGUGUGUUAGAGAGGCCUGAGAGAGAGACAGAGAGAGAGACACGGAGAGAGAGGGAGGAGUGUGUAAACGCGCUCCAUCCAUCCUUCAGCACCCUCGCGCCAGCUGGGCAAAACCGCGCGCACCUUCAUUAUUCAUCGCGCAUGGAAAGAAAAAUGUCCGUUCGGCGGAUCGGUUUACGCGCUGCCCCGCGCGGCUGAGCGCGCACGAAGACUCCGCUCCUGCAGGCUUUUGUGUGCGCGCGUCUCGGAUACAGGACCCGCUUGCUCGUCCACCGGCUACCGCAAGGCAGACGAUGAGAUGUCCGGGACCACAUCCCAGACGGAGCCCAUCGAUGCCACAGCCCGAACCGUCCUCCUCAACCGGACUCAGAACACCAAAUUCUGCGACAAUCAUGUCAGCACAACAAAGUACGGCAUCCUCACCUUCCUGCCUCGCUUCCUGUACGAGCAGAUUCGGCGAGCCGCCAACGCUUUCUUCCUCUUUAUCGCCCUAAUGCAGCAAAUCCCGGACGUCUCUCCGACGGGUCGCUACACCACCCUGGUGCCACUCAUCUUCAUCCUGACUGUGGCUGGAAUCAAGGAGAUAAUUGAGGACUAUAAAAGGCACAAAGCAGACAACACAGUGAAUAAGAAGAAGACGACAGUCUUGCGUAAUGGAGCAUGGCAGACUAUAAUCUGGAAACAGGUGGCAGUGGGAGACAUAGUGAAGGUGACCAAUGGGCAGCAUCUUCCCGCUGACAUGGUCAUAGUGUCCUCCAGUGAGCCUCAGGCCAUGUGCUACACCGAAACAUCCAACCUGGAUGGAGAAACCAACCUCAAGAUCCGACAAGGUCUCUCUCUAACGGCCGCUGUUCAGUCUGUGGAGGAGCUGAUGGCUCUUUCUGGCCGGCUGGAGUGCGAAGGGCCAAACAGACACCUGUACGACUUCACUGGCACAUUACGCCUGGACAACCACAAUCCAGUUCCUCUUGGUCCAGACCAGGUUUUACUCCGCGGUGCCCAGAUUCGAAACACGCAGUGGGUUGUGGGUAUCGUAGUCUACACUGGUCAUGACUCCAAACUCAUGCAGAACUCCACUAAAGCCCCUCUGAAGCGCUCGAAUGUGGAGCGGGUGACUAACAUGCAGAUCCUGGUGCUGUUCGGGAUCCUUCUGGUGAUGGCUCUGGUGAGCUCCAUCGGGGCAGCUAUCUGGAACAACCAGCACACUGACGAAGCCUGCUGGUACCUCUCCCGCGCAGGUGACAUCUCCCUUAAUUUCUGGUACAAUCUGCUGACCUUCAUCAUUCUGUACAACAACCUGAUCCCCAUCAGCCUGCUGGUCACACUGGAGGUUGUCAAAUUCACACAGGCGCUGUUCAUCAACUGGGAUGUGGAGAUGUAUUAUUCUGAGACUGACACGCCUGCCAUGGCUCGGACAUCCAAUCUGAAUGAAGAACUCGGCCAGGUGAAAUAUCUAUUUUCCGAUAAGACGGGCACUCUGACCUGCAAUGUCAUGCACUUUAAAAAAUGCACCAUAGCUGGAAUUACAUAUGGGCACUUCCCUGAUCUAGACUGCGAUCGAUCCAUGGAGGAUUUCAGUAACCUCCCUUCUAGCAGCCACAACUCUACAGAGUUUGAUGAUCCCGCUCUCAUUCAAAACAUUGAAAAAAAUCAUCCCACCUCUCCUCAGAUCUGUGAGUUUUUGACCAUGAUGGCUGUGUGUCACACUGUCGUUCCUGAGCGAGAUGGAAAUCAGAUCAUUUAUCAGGCCUCCUCACCAGAUGAGGGAGCAUUAGUGAAAGGAGCCAAAACCCUGGGCUUCGUGUUCACAGCAAGAACGCCGCAUUCAGUUAUUAUUGAAGCGCGUGAGAAGGAGAUGACCUAUGAGCUGCUUAACGUUCUAGAAUUUUCCAGCAACCGAAAGCGCAUGUCAGUGGUGGUCCGAACACCAACAGGGAAACUGCGACUGUACUGCAAAGGAGCAGAUAAUGUGAUUUUCGAGCGGCUGAAUGAAGCAUCCCAGUAUAAAGACCUGACUAUAGCCCAUCUGGAACAGUUUGCCACUGAAGGUUUGCGGACUCUGUGUUUUGCGUAUGUGGAUCUGGAGGAGAGUGUGUAUCAGGAGUGGCUGAAGAAGUAUAACACUGUCAGUACAGUCCUAAAGGACCGCGCUCAGAAGCUGGAGGAGUGCUAUGAGCUGCUAGAGAAGGACCUGCUGUUGCUCGGGGCGACAGCUAUAGAGGACCGCUUGCAGUCGGGCGUCCCAGAGACCAUCUCCACUCUCAUGAGGGCGGACAUCAAGAUAUGGGUUCUGACCGGAGAUAAGCAGGAGACCGCCAUCAACAUCGGUUACUCCUGUAGGCUGGUGACACAUGGCAUGUCCCUCAUCAUCGUCAACGAAGACUCUCUGGAUGCCACUCGAGCCACUCUGAUAGCCCACUGCUCGUCUCUGGGGGAUUCUCUGGGGAAGGAGAACGAGCUGGCCCUCAUCAUUGACGGUCAGACACUUAAAUAUGCUCUGAGCUUCGAAGUCCGGCAGGCCUUUCUGGACCUCGCGCUGUCCUGCAAGGCGGUCAUCUGUUGCAGGGUGUCUCCUCUGCAGAAGUCAGAGAUAGUAGACAUGGUGAAGAAACAUGUAAAGGCCAUCACUCUGGCCAUCGGAGACGGAGCGAAUGAUGUGGGAAUGAUCCAGACUGCUCAUGUAGGAGUGGGCAUCAGUGGCAAUGAGGGCAUGCAGGCCACAAACUCAUCUGAUUACUCUAUAGCACAGUUCUCGUACCUGGAGAAGCUGUUGUUGGUUCAUGGAGCCUGGAGCUAUAACCGCGUUACUAAAUGCAUCCUGUACUGUUUCUAUAAGAAUGUGGUGCUUUACAUUAUAGAGCUGUGGUUUGCCUUUGUGAAUGGCUUCUCUGGGCAGAUCCUGUUUGAGCGCUGGUGCAUUGGCCUCUACAAUGUGAUUUUCACCGCACUCCCUCCCUUCACGUUGGGUAUUUUCGAUCGACCGUGCAGCCAACAGAACAUGCUGCGGUUCCCGCAGCUUUACCGCAUCACACAGAACGCAGAUGGAUUCAACACCAAGGUGUUUUGGGGUCACUGUAUAAAUGCUCUUAUCCAUUCCAUCAUCCUCUUCUGGUUUCCACUAAAAGUGCUGGAGCAUGACACCCCGUUCGGGAAUGGCAACAGCGUGGACUACCUGUUUGUGGGAAACAUUGUCUACACGUAUGUGGUGGUCACAGUAUGUCUGAAAGCUGGUAUGGAGACCACAGCAUGGACAAGGUUCUCUCACCUGGCUGUAUGGGGCAGUAUGGUGCUCUGGAUGCUCUUCUUCGCCGUUUAUUCUGUUAUCUGGCCGCACAUUCCCAUAGCCCCAGACAUGCUGGGCCAGGCUGGCAGAGUGAUGCAGUGCUGGAGCUUCUGGCUGGGUCUCAUUCUGGUGCCUGCGGCGUGUCUGCUCAAAGACGUGGCAUGGAACGCAGGGAGGCGCACAGUGAGGAAGACUCUGCUGGAGGAGGUGCAGGAGCUGGAGGCUCGGGCUGUGGACCCUGGAGCGGCCGUCCUCAGAGAUGCCAGCGGCCGCAGUCUGAACGAGCGUGCCCACCUGUUGACUCGGGUGUUCAGGAAGACGCCCUCCAGUGUGGGGCGCUCCAACUCUGUGCAGCAGACCGUGUCACAUGGCUAUGCAUUCUCCCAAGAAGAACACGGAGUGGUGUCCCAGUCCCAGGUCGUGCGCUCCUAUGACACCACCCGCCAGCGGCCCAGCCUGUAGCUAGCCGAUGCCUCACGACGGAGUUGCCAUGGCGACAGCCUACACAGACUUUUAAAGGGACAGGCCCGUUCUGGGCGAUCCUGCUGUGGCCUUACUGGACCUCUGAAGUGAACUGGACUGAACUAGGCUUGGCCUGCGCUGCCCCGGGCCUUGCUUUACAUUAACCAAGACUGAACUGCUGGGGAAAGUGGGUGGGGUUUAUGGGUGGGCGUGGGGGGGCUUUCUCACAAUGGAACGGCCAGUCAAUACACACCAAUAAUGCGGCGGAUGGGCAUGAGGAGCCAGUCAGCAUCCAGACAUGAUGCAUGGAAAACCAGAGACAGUGGCGUUUCUCUCUGUAACUUUUCUGUAACACGCUGCAGCACACAGCCCUGUGGAUGUUGUCAUGCAUGUGCGUAAACAUACGUCUGUAUGCGCGUUCGGUGUGAGUGUGUGCGUGUGCUCCUGAUUCUGCUGUGUGUUUGAGUUGGCUGGCUGGUGUGUGGCACAGCUCCACCGUCCUCUGCACUGUAAAAAAUGAUUUGAUGUUUAAAUGAAACAUGUAAUUAACAUGGUUGCCUUAAAAUUUAGAGCUCCAUUAGUAAGUUAACAGAACAUUCUGUAUUUAUUCAAACUUAUUCAUUGAGGUUCAGUGAAUUAAAAAUGUUAAGGCAAUCAGGUUACUCUUUUGUGUUGAAAUUGUAAAUUAUUUUUUACAGUGUGUAUGUGUGUGUGUGUGUGUAUGUGUGCGCUGUGGGGGUGACAGUAGAUGUGUGUGAAAGUGGAUGCGAUGUGUGUAUGUUUGCCUUGAAUUGACUUGUUUCAUAUUUAUAUAUAAUUUCCUUAUGAAUAUAUCACAUAUACUCUCUGGACACAUCAUUAGGUACUCCUACCAUGUAAUAAAACUUUAAUCAGGCCUGAAAGUUCGACCUGAGCCCGAGUACAGCCCGAGAAUUUUCUGUCUGAAUUAGACUCGAACUCCAUCAGCUUUUUCAUCGUUAUUUUUCCCCCCAAAUCCAAUUAUUGAAGAUAAGAUUGCAAAAGCGAAAAAGUAAAACAGUAAAAGUACACAAAUAAUAAAUGAAUAAAUGAAAUAAAAUAAAUAAUUUCUUAUGCAAAGAAAUAGUCAGUCCAAUAUGCUAUUUAUACAAAUUACAGCACUCCUGCUUUUAUAUAUUAGACAAGAAUCAAAAACAAGCCUGUUAAAGAAGUUGUAUGGAGGACAAAUGUUCCAUAUAAAACCAAAAAAGGUUCCCAGAUAUUGAAUUCUCCAUAUGGAGCAUCAUCAUGAAGUUUGUGAAUCUGAAACUGACCCAAGCACAACAGAAUUCUGUCUGAAACUCCCCCAAACCAACCCAUCAUAAUUCAAAGUGCCGAAUAAAACCUGAUAGCUGUCAUUAUAUCACGGAUAAAUAAAAACUAUAUAGGAAUAUGCUAUAAUAAAAUAAUCAGCUGUCCAAGAUUAGUUAACCCCCUCUUUAAGAUAUGCAUUCAUUAAGCACUGUUUUUGAACCACAUACCAUUUUUUUAGUCUGGAUAAACUUUCAAUAAUGUGCUUUUCUCAUGCUGUGCACUGCUGAUACAGCAAGAUAGAGAAAUUAGCCUUCACCUGUUUAAUCCUCUAUUUCUUUACAUAUAACAUGUUACAUAUAAUAUACUGAACAUACAACCUAAAUGUCCUUUUGGCUGCACCUACCUGUGCUGAAGCUGGCAGGUGGACUAAAAACCAAUAUGUGAAGUCUGCAACCACUCAGAGCCCAACACAUAUUUGGAAACCGAGCAGUCAGCUUUGGGUUGUGAUGGGCUAGUUUGGGCGAGUUUCAGGCUUGGCAGAUAUUGGAAGCUGUACUAUGUAUUUACCCUACUUUUUUUGCAUACUUUACCCCAUUUAUCAAAGGUCCAGCCCCCCGCAGAGCAGGUACUAUUUGGGUAGUGGAUCACUCUCGCGCACUGCAGUGACAUUGAUGUGGUCGUGUAUGUGCUGGAUCAGAUACAGCAGUGUUGUUUA
Messenger RNA from Colossoma macropomum (tambaqui), 5979 nucleotides. RefSeq names its product ATPase phospholipid transporting 8A2 (gene atp8a2). The record is from RefSeq and is a predicted model, not a curated record. The coding region runs from base 546 to 3992 and encodes 1148 amino acids. Gene Ontology annotation, molecular function: ATP hydrolysis activity; ATP binding; magnesium ion binding. The transcript is spliced from 37 exons. Lineage: Eukaryota; Metazoa; Chordata; Actinopteri; Characiformes; Serrasalmidae. Gene Ontology annotation, biological process: phospholipid translocation; neuron development. Gene Ontology annotation, cellular component: plasma membrane.